AUGUGGAUACGUCUAAAUAAGGAGGUGAAGUUAUUUAUUAAAAUGUACGGUUUUGUCAACUAUGCCCUGGAACUUCUGGUCUUAAAAUCAUUUGGCGAGGAGACAUGGGAGAAAAUAAAAAAAAAAGCUGCUGUGUCUAUGGAAGGAAGCUUCUUGGUUCGUCAGAUUUACGAAGACGAAAUAACUUACAAUCUGAUCACGGCCGCAGUUGAAAUUCUUCAAACGCCCGCCGAUGCAAUCCUGGAGUCUUUCGGGAGAACCUUCUUCGAGUUCUGCCAGGACUCGGGAUACGACAAGAUUCUGCAGGUGCUUGGAGCUAACCCACGUGAUUUUUUGCAAAAUUUGGACGGACUGCACGACCACCUCGGCACCCUCUACCCUGGGAUGCGGUCACCGUCUUUCCGCUGUACCGAGAGGCCUGAAGACGGGGCUCUGGUACUCCAUUACUAUUCCGAUAGACCUGGACUGGAGCAUAUCGUGAUUGGGAUCGUGAAGACCGUUGCGAGCAAGCUCCACAACACCGAGGUGAAAGUGGAAAUUCUCAAGACCAAGGAAGAAUGCGACCACGUGCAGUUCCUCAUCACUGAGACGUCCACAACUGGCCGCGUCUCUGUACCGGAGAUAGCUGAAAUCGAAACAUUGUCGCUUGAGCCCAAAGUGAGUCCGGCAACGUUCUGCCGCGUCUUCCCGUUCCACCUGAUGUUCGAUAGGGAGCUGAACAUCGUCCAAGCUGGCCGAACGGUGUCCCGUCUCCUGCCGAGGGUCACCAGACCCGGCUGCAAGAUCACCGACGUCUUGGACACGGUACGGCCACAUUUGGAGAUGACGUUCCUGAACGUCCUCGCCCAUAUCAACACCGUGUACGUCCUGAAGACCAAACCGGAGGAAAUGAACGCUACUGAUCCCCACGAGGACAUUGCGUCACUGCGUCUCAAGGGACAAAUGCUAUACAUUCCAGAGACCGAUGUGGUUGUAUUCCAGUGUUACCCCAGUGUCACAAACCUGGAUGAUUUGACACGCCGCGGCCUUUGCAUCUCUGACAUACCGCUGCACGACGCCACCCGCGACCUUGUGUUGAUGUCGGAACAGUUCGAAGCCGAUUAUAAACUGACUCAGAACUUGGAGGUACUCACCGACAAGCUGCAGCAGACCUUCCGCGAGCUGGACUCCGAGAAGCAGAAGACCGACAGGCUUCUAUACUCCGUGCUGCCGAUCAGUGUUGCCACGGAGCUGCGCCAUCGACGGCCGGUGCCGGCGCGCCGCUACGACCCCGUCACUCUCCUCUUCAGCGGCAUUGUGGGCUUCGCCAACUACUGCGCCAGGAACACCGACCACAAGGGCGCCAUGAAGAUCGUGCGAAUGCUCAACGACUUGUACACGGCCUUCGACGUACUCACUGACCCCAAGAAGAACCCAAACGUUUACAAAGUGGAGACAGUUGGUGACAAGUACAUGGCAGUCUCCGGUCUACCCGAGUACCAAGUGGCCCAUGCCAAGCACAUCUCCUUACUGGCGCUCGAAAUGAUGGACCUGUCGAAAACUGUCACCGUUGACAACGAGCCCGUCGGUAUCACCAUCGGUAUACACUCCGGUGAGGUGGUGACGGGCGUGAUCGGCCACCGCAUGCCCCGCUACUGCCUAUUCGGCAACACCGUCAACCUCACUAGCCGCUGCGAGACCACCGGCGUACCGGGCACCAUAAACGUCAGCGAGGACACUUACAGGUGGGUGCAAUUCGAUUUCCACCACAGAAACACAGAUGAAACAUUCGUGAGACAUUAU
Molecule: messenger RNA, 1782 nt
Organism: Iphiclides podalirius (scarce swallowtail)
Lineage: Eukaryota; Metazoa; Arthropoda; Insecta; Lepidoptera; Papilionidae
Source: the annotation of a GenBank genome assembly